AUGGCCUCUGCUCUCCGUACCGCUCUCAAAAAGUCUGCUUCUCCUAUCGCGCGGUCCUCUGCGGCCCGCUUCGCGUCCACUGCUGCAAAGCAGCCCACGCUCAAGGAGAGACUAGCUGAGAUUAUUCCCGCCGCACAAGAGCAUGUCAAGUCUGUCCGCGCUGAGCACGGAAAGAAAUCCUUCGGUCCCGUUGUGGUUGACCAGCUCUUCGGUGGUAUGAGGGGUCUCCCAGCUCUCAUCUGGGAGGGUUCCGUGCUCGACCCAGAGGAGGGUAUUCGUUUCCGUGGCAAGACUAUUCCCGAGAUUCAGGAGCUCCUCCCGAAGGCCCCCGGUGGGUCCGAGCCUCUUCCUGAAGGUCUCUUCUGGCUUCUCGUCACCGGCGAAAUCCCCACCUCCGAGCAGGUCGCCGAGCUCUCCAAGGACUGGGCUGCCCGUGCCGCCAUCCCAGAGUUCGUUGAGGAGAUUCUCGACAGGUGCCCACCUACGCUCCACCCCAUGAGCCAGUUCUCCCUCGCCGUGACCGCUCUUAACCACAAUUCAGCAUUCGCCAAGGCCUACGCUGACGGUAUCAGCAAGAAGGAGUAUUGGGGACCUGUCUUCGAGGACUCAAUGGACCUUAUUGCCAAACUCCCCAACAUUGCUGGCCGCAUCUACCGCAAUGUCUAUGGCCAGGGCAAGCUCCCCUCGAUUGACCUCCAGAAGGACUACUCUGCCAACCUUGCUACCCUCCUCGGCUUUGGCGACAACGAAGCCUUCGUCGAACUCAUGCGUCUCUACAUCACCAUCCACUCAGACCACGAAGGUGGUAACGUCUCCGCCCACACUGGAAAGCUUGUCGGCUCCGCCCUCUCAGACCCCUUCCUCUCCUACGCCGCCGCUCUGAACGGUCUCGCCGGUCCCCUCCACGGCCUUGCUAACCAGGAGGUGCUCGUCUGGUUGACCAAGAUGCAGUCGAAGAUCGGUGAGGACGCUUCGGAUGAGGCCGUCAAGGAAUACGUCUGGUCAACAUUGAAGGGUGGCCAGGUCGUUCCCGGUUACGGCCACGCCGUCCUCAGGAAGACCGACCCCCGCUACGUCGCCCAGAGGGAGUUCGCGCUGAAGCACUUGCCCGAUGACAAGCUCUUCAAGCUCGUUGGCCAGGUCUACAACCUCGUCCCCGGUAUCCUGCUCGAGGCCGGUAAGGCGAAGAACCCAUGGCCCAACGUUGAUGCCCACUCCGGUGCUCUCCUUACCUACUACGGUCUCAAGGAGAUGAACUACUACACCGUUCUCUUCGGUGUUUCGCGUGCAUUCGGUGUUGCUGCUCAGUUGAUCUGGGACCGUGCUCUUGGUGCUCCCCUCGAGCGUCCCAAGUCUUACUCUACUGCCGCCAUCGAGCAGAUUUUCAAGGACAAGAACUAA
Molecule: messenger RNA, 1401 nt
Organism: Stereum hirsutum FP-91666 SS1
Lineage: Eukaryota; Fungi; Basidiomycota; Agaricomycetes; Russulales; Stereaceae
Product: citrate synthase
Exons: 8
Coding region: 1-1401 (466 amino acids)
Biological process (GO): citrate metabolic process; tricarboxylic acid cycle; carbohydrate metabolic process
Cellular component (GO): mitochondrial matrix
Source: RefSeq, a predicted model, not a curated record